AUGCCGCCCCGCGCCCAGCCAGGUCUGGCGAGCGCCGCGCGUGGUGCCUCCCGCUCCCUUGACUGCCGGCUCCGCCUCCGCUCGCGGCUGGGUCAUGCCCGCCGGCUCCGCCGCUUGCCGACUCCGCCCCGACUCGGACGGCUGGCCCCGCCGCUUGCCGCCUCCGCCCACCCCGUGGCUGGCUCGCCACCAACCAUGGCCGCCUCCGCGCCAGCGUCCCGCGACCCGGCCGCGCCCGCCUCCGGCCCCCGCGCGCCGGCUCCUUCCCUCGCCCCCGCGCUGGCUCCACGCGACUCGGCCCCGUCCUGCGUCCCGCUCGUCGCCUCCGUCCUGCUCGACCGGCUCCCGAGCACCGCCACUCCCCCAACCCGGCCACUGCUCCGCCCCUACCUGGCUCCGCCUCGCCCGCCCGACGGCUCCCGCGGGCCGGCUUCGCCUUGCCUUGGCGGCCUUGCCCCGCUAGUCGGCGUCCGCCCCAUCGCUCCUCCCCGCGGCCGGGUGCUCCGCGCCCGCCCGCCGACUACCGGCUGUGCCGCCUCCCGUCGUCCGGCUGCAGCCUCGGUCCGCACUCGGCCGCCCUACCGGCCUCCGCGCCCGGCUCCGGCCGCUUGCCGUCUCCUCCCCGCGCCGGACGGCUGGCUCCGCCGCUUGCCGGCUCCGCCGCCUGCCGUCUUCGCCCACCACCCGGCCGGCCUGGCCGGCCCCGAGCGUCCGGCUCCUCCCCUCCGGGUCCUCCGUGCCGGCGCGCCUGCCCCGCCCCGACCGGCUCCCCCAACCCGACCGCCUCUGCUGCUGGCCUCUGCCGCUUGCCGUCUCCGCCCCGAGCCGGACGGCUGGCUCCGCCGCCUGCCGGCUUCGCCCACCACCCGGCCGGCCUGA
Aegilops tauschii subsp. strangulata is the source of this 879-nucleotide messenger RNA. Lineage: Eukaryota; Viridiplantae; Streptophyta; Magnoliopsida; Poales; Poaceae. The record is from RefSeq and is a predicted model, not a curated record.